AUGAACAGAAUUACUUCCAAGAAGAAAAAGAAAUAUCUCGUCAUCUGUCAUUGCACAAAUUUCUGCAGAGAGGUGGACAUCAAAAUUAUUGGAAAUGUCAUCCCACCAGCCAUUACAUCUACAUGUAAUAAACAAUUCUCUUACCUUUUGUUUACAGAUGCUGAAAGGCCUACAUCAUGUAGAGAUGGGUGGAUUCACGGUGGCGGUUCCUGUUACCUGAUUCGGUCAAUGACACAGCCAUGGGCAGGUGCCCAGUCAGUUUGUGAUUUCUUGGGAGCCAAACUUUUGAUCAUCGAAUCAUCAACAGAAAACGAAUUUAUAAAAAAUGAACUCUCAACGCUGACCAUUAAUCAUUCUGGUUCAAACAAAGACCUCCCAGCAAAAUACUGGACGGCUGGAACGGACUUUCAGACCCCUGGGACGUGGCUCUGGGGUAAGGACCACACCAUGGGAUUCUCUAACUGGGCAGGGGGACAGCCCAUGACUCACCACUGUUUGGCGCUUGAUCCCCAAAACCAGUAUGCAUGGGUAGCAACCGACUGCGAACGAAGUGCCAAAUUUAUUUGCGAAAUCCAGCUAGCUUCCAGCCAAGAUUCGACGUUUGGAUGACAUAAAGUUCAACACACACAAAAAUGAU
Messenger RNA from Saccostrea echinata, 637 nucleotides. RefSeq names its product perlucin-like. The record is from RefSeq and is a predicted model, not a curated record. Gene Ontology annotation, molecular function: signaling receptor activity. The coding region runs from base 1 to 609 and encodes 202 amino acids. NCBI's taxonomy places the organism in Eukaryota, Metazoa, Mollusca, Bivalvia, Ostreida, Ostreidae. The transcript is spliced from 5 exons.